UGCAGAGGAGGCUGCAGGGCAGGGAAUUGGGACUGCCAGGGAAUUUCACCUCUGUGUCAGUGAAAUCCCACCUGUGUGGCACCUGUGCACCGGCUGUGGCUGAGACACAGGGAGUGGCUGAAAGUGCUCAGCUCCUGACUGGGAUAAACUGCAACAGGUUGUGAUUUAUCUGUUGUGUUCUGCUGCAGGGAGAGGCAGAGUGGAAGGAUCAGGUCUUGUGAUGCUGCUGCUCAUGUUGGAUUUAAUUUUGAUGUUUUGUUAGUGUGAGGGUCAACUUUGCACUGUUACAAUUCCUAAUUCCAGGGGAAUUCCAAGGGAAAUCUGGUUUGUAAGCUUAUUGGCUGUAGUGUAGCACUCUAGGAGUUCAUAUCUCAAUUUCCUUCCUGAUUUAUUUGUGUUUUAACUGGAAAGUGCCAAGAAAGGCAGAACUACUUUUUACUGUCUCUGAGACUUGAACAGAAAACGAUGCAACAUCCAUCAGAUGUGGCAUUUGUUGCUUUUCCCCUUCAAACUCGGCGGGACUUUGCUGAGGGGUUGUUUGAGUGAUGCAGGGACGUGGCAGAGGCUGCAGGGUGCCCCUCAGCCCCGCUCACCUGGUUGUCUUUGGUGCAGGGAGGAGGCUCUGAGGACGCUGCAUAGGAACGCUGGGACGAUGGGUCUGGGAGGUGCUGAGCCCGAGGACCCCGCGAGCGGUGAGGCAGCGGCCCCAGGCAAGCACUACGUGUGCGGGUACUGCGCGGCCUUCACCAACAUCGCGGUGACCUUCCCCAUCCAGAAGGUGCUGUUCCGGCAGCAGCUGUACGGGCUGCGCACGCAGGACGCCGUGCGCCAGCUGCGCCGCGAUGGGCUGCGCACGCUCUACCGUGGCAUCCUGCCCCCGCUGCUGCAGAAAACCACCACCCUGGCGCUCAUGUUCGGCCUCUACGAGGACUUCUCGGCGCUGCUGCUCAGCCACGCGCGCGCCCCAGAGCUGGUGACGCGCAGCGCGGCCGCUGCACUCGCCGGCACCACCGAGGCCGUGCUCACGCCCUUCGAGCGCGUCCAGACGCUGCUCCAGGACUACAAACACCACGAUAAGUUCACAAACACUUACCAGGCCUUCAAGGUGCUGAAAGCCUAUGGAAUGAGGGAGUAUUACCGGGGGCUGGUGCCUAUUCUGCUGCGAAACGGGCCCAGUAAUGUGCUGUUCUUCGGCCUGCGUGGGCCCAUCAAGCAGUGUCUGCCUGAGGCGACCUCGCACAGCACCCACCUGGUCAAUGACUUCAUCUGCGGGGGGCUGCUGGGUGCCAUGCUGGGCUUUCUGUUCUUCCCAGUGAAUGUGGUAAAGACUCGCAUGCAGGCUCAGAUUGGUGGGGAGUUUCAGUCCUUCUCUAAAGUGCUUGUGAAGAUCUGGCUGGAGCGCGACAGGAAACUGAUGCGCCUCUUUAGAGGAGCCCACCUGAACUACCACCGCUCUGUGCUGUCCUGGGGGAUCAUCAACGCCACCUACGAGUUCCUGCUGAAGCUGCUGUGACCCCCAUCCUGCUUGUGGGGCAUUGGCACUCACGGUGUGUCUGGGCACACGCCCAGGGAGCAGGGCCUGUGCAUGUGACAGGUAAUUCCUCCUGGCCUUCCAUAUUUAUGGGGUGAAUGGUGAUAAAUUUAAACCUUGGUGCAAUUGUGAUGAACUUUUUAAAGUAUUCCUUUGCUGGCAGGUGAGUUUACCCAUAACGGAGCUCCUAGGCAAAUACAAGGUUUAAAAACAAAUAUCAAAAAUACUUGUACCAGUCUGUUAUUCAGUAUCACUCCCAAAAUUCCUUAACUCUCUGUGAUGGGAUGUGCUCCACUGCCCGCAUUUAGAACGUGAGAAUCAAGGAGAGGCUGAAGAAAACUGAUUCCAUUGCCUGAUCAACUUCCAAGUCUUGAUUCUGGAACUGCUUUUUCAGACCCUUUGGGUCUUCAUUGUGUCAAGCUCAAAGGACACAGAUGGGGAUGACUGAGGUGUAGAGCUCCCAGCUGCACCUCAGGCUGCUUGCAGCAGUGACCAUGUCCUCCAGCCGUGGCACUGACCAUGUGACCUCAGCCCAAGCUGGAUCUCUGUGUGUGUGUGUGCGUGUGUGUGUGCGUGUGCGUGUGUGUGCGUGUGUGUGUGUGCGGGUGUUGUGU
Molecule: messenger RNA, 2145 nt
Organism: Manacus vitellinus (golden-collared manakin)
Lineage: Eukaryota; Metazoa; Chordata; Aves; Passeriformes; Pipridae
Gene: SLC25A51
Product: solute carrier family 25 member 51
Exons: 1
Coding region: 482-1513 (343 amino acids)
Source: RefSeq, a predicted model, not a curated record